This is a messenger RNA of Schizosaccharomyces japonicus yFS275, 2549 nucleotides long. Its product is annotated as deoxycytidylate deaminase. Lineage: Eukaryota; Fungi; Ascomycota; Schizosaccharomycetes; Schizosaccharomycetales; Schizosaccharomycetaceae. The transcript has 4 exons. The record is from RefSeq and is a predicted model, not a curated record. The coding region runs from base 1352 to 2323 and encodes 323 amino acids. Gene Ontology annotation, molecular function: hydrolase activity; zinc ion binding; dCMP deaminase activity.
UUCGAUGGAUUUUUUUGUAGCUUCCAGAUCUUCUUCAAGAUUAGCAGUACCGUUAUUUUUUAAUAAAUCGUCAGAAAUAUGAUUGGGUCUUUUUUCCCAUAGCUUUGGAAGAAUUGGUGAAAGAAAUUCCAGCUGUCCUGAAACCGUAGCUUGCAUUGGUGAUUCAAAAGUCCUUCCAUUUUGAGGAUUCUUUAAGUUUGUGACCUUCAUUGUCUCCUUCGGUGUAACGGCCAUUGCCUCGUGCCCUACAGUGCUGUGGGCUGUGGUACUGGGCUCGAUUAAUUCCGACUUGGUCUCAGUACCUAAGAUUGUUUCGUGUUCGCUAAGUCGCUUUUGUGAUGAUGUUAAAGAAUGGUGAACAAGGUUUUGAUUAAAAUCAAAUGUCCCAGAACUGUCCUUCUCGACUUCCAAUAGCCGAUGCUGCGUUUCAAGCAAAGAAUUUUCGAUCUUGUCUAAUCUUCUCAGAAUGGUCUGAAAAUCUGCUAUAACAGAGGAGGGAUCCAAUGUGGCAGUAGAUGUUACUGAAACUAAUGAAUUAGAAACCGAAGUGUCAUUAGAAUACUCGAGCUCAUUUGACAGAAGACGUGGAUACGUUAUAUCCGGAGCAAAAGGAGUGGAUUCCUUUGCUUGGUUGUCUUUAGAACUAUUCACCGUCUUGCUUGGAGUACUAUUUUUUCGUUUUUUAUAUUCAUUAACAACGGUUCCCACACUGGAAUCUGCUUCGUCACCGAAAGAAGAAGAUAUACCAGUUCUAACACCAUUUAAAUCAUCCGCAACAUCCUUUCCCGGAAAUUGUUUAUUUGUUUUCCUUUUGCGCUUCUUAUUUUUCGUGUCACUUGUUGUAUAGUGGUUCUUUAGUUCCCAUUCAGCAUAAUCAUUUUUUAAUUUGUCCCACAAGUCUCUAACUGAACGUAUAACGUUUUUAGUAAAUUUCAUUGUGUUUGCUCAUAUGCUCAGGAGUAUAUGUUUUUAAUGAGAAACUGGAUGAAUAACCUCACUAUUCCUCAUGAAACCUGUACAAAAAAGGCUGUCAAGAAGACAAGUUCAUUUCACAAUUAAAUACCAGCACUACUCCGGUACUACUUCAUAUGAUUUCGGGCGGUAGUGUCUCCUUUUAUCUCAAUUUUGCUGCGACCUUGGUCUCAUAACUACUUAAAGUAUUUUCCUCGCGGUGGACCAAGGAAAUUUUACGGCACAAAUUUAACAACAGGAUUUGCUGAUAGGCCCUAAUUUUCUUAUUUAAGGAGCUAAUUACUAGGAGAACUUGCAAAACUACCUUUAAGUUGUCUCUAUUUGAUUACCAAGGGAAAAGAAAAUAAAAAAAUAAUACAAUUAAAGAACCAGUGAAUCCAUGCCUGUAUUUGGGGUUUGUGGUCCAAUUUGCAGCGGAAAAGACGUCGCUGUUGAAUACUUGAGGACUCAACAUAGUUGUACACUAAUUGAGUGUUGUGAAACAAUUAAAGCGAGUACAUCGGUCACCGUAUUUAAAGUCGAUGGAGAAACCUUAACGGGGGUAUCGGAACUUGUUAAUUUUGUUACACGUAACUGGAGAAAAAGAUAUGUUCUAAAUAACUUCAGCGAUCCAACGCUUCGAGAUGCGUUAUCAAAACGUCCGUUUUUCUUGCUUGUUUAUCUUGAUGCUCCUAUUCUAACCCGAUAUGAGCGGUAUGUAAAGUCCAAGCGACCCUAUAACAUAACGUUGGAAAUGUUUUGUCGGAUGCAAGACUCGGCAGCCUUUAAUCCAAUUGAUGGAGUAAACAAACACCGUGCUUUUGCUAAUGUUUACAUAAACAAUGACUCAAGUGAAAAACCCCAACUAUGGGAAAAACUUAAAAGGGCAGACUUAAUGAACGGCGAUCGCUUUAGACCUUGUUGGGAUGCGUACUUUAUGCAAUUGGCAUCUCUCGCGUCGAUGCGAAGUAAUUGCAUGAAACGCAGAGUCGGUUGUGUCCUUGUUCGUGACCAGCGUGUAAUUGCUACAGGAUACAACGGCACUCCGCGAGGGCUUCGAAACUGUAAUGAAGGAGGUUGCACUCGUUGCAAUUCUGCAGCUAAAUCCGGAAUCGGUUUGGGCACAUGCCUAUGUCUGCAUGCUGAAGAGAAUGCCUUGUUAGAAGCAGGCCGAGAACGAAUUGGUGACCGUGGCAUACUAUAUUGCAAUACUUGUCCUUGUUUAACCUGUUCUGUCAAAAUUGCCCAAGUUGGUAUUAGUGAAGUCGUCUAUAGCACAUCGUAUAGCAUGGAUAACCAGAGUGCAGAUAUUUUGAAAGCCGGCGGCGUGGUGCUACGCCAGUUUGUUCCGCCAUUAACAGAUGUAUUUUGAAUUCCAACUAUAAUGAUCAUUUUGGUAUUAUAUGGUAUCAUUGAAUUAAUAACCACAGACAUCUUUGUGUCUGUACAAUAACCAAAUCUAAAAACUGAACAAUUAAGCCAGUACACAACACUUAAACAUAGUCAUGGUACCUAAAUGCUGUUGAAAUUCCAUUCGCAUGUUAAUGUUAAUGUUCAUAGUUGCGAGUUGCAUAUACGUUGAACCCAGCCGUACUGUA